GUGCUAUUCAAGCUGUUCUGCGCCCUUACUGCACCAGGUCCGUCCAAGCGCGUGCGGCUUGCAGCAAGAGGGUUGCUGUCUCGGCAGAUCACGAGUUCUUGCUCCAAGAACGGCUCUCAAAAUGUCUCUUUGGUCCUCCUACAAAUCCCUGUCACCAAAGACACGCGCUGCCAUAGGCUUUGCAAUGAUGGCAAAUGCUGCCGCCAUGCUAUUGUUCUCCGACCAGAUCGAAAGUGCGCUCGGUGUAGCGUCAAAUCCUCAAGACCAGCAGAGCAUCCUCAAAGUAUACAGCGUCGACAGAGAACAGAAGAGUUGAACAGGUAUCGAGAACAGACAAGAUGAAUGGAUACUGGUAGUGGUGUGCAAUCACUCGAAUGGAAAGCGCAUCGACUCCGCCGGACUACGGUUCAACCAACAGACAAGGGGACUACCGCAACCAGAGAGUAAGCCACAUAUGGAGCUCCGCAAGACGGCGAGUGUCAAAGUUGAAUGAAACCGGCGUAUAACGAUGCUGAACAACGAGCGGCCAGGUGCAACAUGUCAUCAGGACGAUCAUGGGUCUGAUGCUUGGAAACUCCAUCCACGACCAGAGCGUCUCCGGCUGUAAGAUGCCAUUUUGGCCGAUGUGCCGACAACAUGAACCCAUCUAGAGUUCGAAGGGAUUUCUAAUAUCUAUCGGAGGGACAUUGUGAACUUCAUGGGGGCAUUGCUCACGCCGACUGUCUUGCCCUUUCAUUCAGGCCCGGGCAAGGUGAUGUUAUGCAUGGGAGCCACAUGAGGAGUAUGAUGGUGAAGUCGGCUCCGUACCAGGCACAAGAAUUACUGCCGCCAUGUUGCCUUUUACGGCAAUUUCACCUGCCCGAUCCGGCUGACCGCCUUGCUUUUGAUGAGCCAGCAUCGAUGGAUACCCAGGUAUAUAAUAUCUUUUCCAGUCACGUGUCAACUUCGGUUUCUCUUUUGUAUUGUAUCCUCGAGGUUCUUGCCGAAUGGCCUUCCGCGCCACCCGGAGGGGCGUCACAUCGUGAUUCACCUUUGGGUCAGAACACGGUGAAAUGGUUUGGACGUGGUAGAAUCGCCUGGCUUCCAUCUGGUCAUCGGCUUCGACAAUGCCAAGGACAGCGCAGUAGUCUAUGGAACAAACAGGUAGAGAUCGGUAUGG
Exophiala xenobiotica is the source of this 1159-nucleotide messenger RNA. RefSeq lists its product as uncharacterized. The record is from RefSeq and is a predicted model, not a curated record. NCBI's taxonomy places the organism in Eukaryota, Fungi, Ascomycota, Eurotiomycetes, Chaetothyriales, Herpotrichiellaceae. The coding region runs from base 122 to 316 and encodes 64 amino acids. The transcript has 2 exons.